This is a messenger RNA of Lotus japonicus, 1019 nucleotides long. Its product is annotated as agamous-like MADS-box protein AGL80. NCBI's taxonomy places the organism in Eukaryota, Viridiplantae, Streptophyta, Magnoliopsida, Fabales, Fabaceae. The transcript has a single exon. The record is from RefSeq and is a predicted model, not a curated record. Bases 26 to 754 code for a protein of 242 amino acids. Gene Ontology annotation, biological process: positive regulation of transcription by RNA polymerase II. Gene Ontology annotation, molecular function: protein dimerization activity; DNA-binding transcription factor activity, RNA polymerase II-specific; RNA polymerase II cis-regulatory region sequence-specific DNA binding.
UUUGUCAUUUUUUCUGGUCAGCACCAUGACCAGGAGAAAGGUGAAACUUGCAUUCAUAGUCAAUGACUCCGCAAGGAAGGCAACAUACAAGAAAAGGAAGAAGGGUUUGAUGAAGAAGGUGGAUGAACUAACCACCCUUUGUGGAAUUGAAGCAUGUGCUAUAAUUUAUAGCCCAUUCGAUCCUCAACCUGAGGUUUGGCCUUCCCAGUGGGGGGUUCAAAAUGUGUUGGAAAGGUUGAAGACAAUGCCUGAAUUGGAGCAGAGCAAAAAGAUGAUGAACCAAGAGACUUUCCUAAAACAAAUGAUCUUGAAGGCAAAAGACCAAAUGGCAAAACAGAAGAAGGAAAACAGGGAGAAAGAGAUGAAUUUGCACAUGUUUCGGUGCAUCAAUGCGGGGAAGGUCCUGCCCAACAUGACCACGAAUGAUUUGAAUGAUCUUGCGUGGGUGAUUGAUCAUAACCUGAAGGAGGUCGACCGAAUGUUGGAAAAAAUGAACAACACUGUGAUUCACCAGGGUCGUUCUUCAAUCUUAGCCGCUCCAAGUCCAAUCCAACCCCAAAUGGCACCAGCACUUACAGUAGCCAAGACCGAAGAAAUGACUCUAGUGGAUGAUGUCCAUGGGCUUGCCAUGAAUAAUGCUGACGCCAUUCAGAGACAGUGGUAUGUGGAUUUGAUCAAUGGUAAUUAUGGGAAUGAGACAAUGACAUUUGGAGAUGCUAAUCCCCAAAAUGGAUCAUUUUGGCCCAACCCAUAACUUUGGAAAAAGUAAUGAUGUACUUCUUAGCAAUGCUCUUAGGGGCAUGCAUGAUCUCUCCCAAUUUAGUUUUAUGAUUUAUGUUUUUAGUGCUUUUGCGGUGUGAAUGUGAAGACACAAUAUUAAGUCAUUAUGGUCUAGUAGUCUUCACAUCUUUGUUUCAUACAUGCAAAUAAUUCAUCAUGUGCAGCUUAGGCUCACAUGAUUAUUUCCUAGCUACUUCCAAAAUCUUGUCUCUUUAGUUUCAAAGUGUACUGAUUUUGGU